CUGAGCUGUGCGUUGAGGGGGAGAUACCCUUACGUGUUUUAUUGUAGCACAACUAAACCAUGUUUUGCCCAGCUUGUGUCCCAGUCUCUAGCUGGUUUCUCCGCGACAACCCACCUGGAAAUCAGCUGUCCCCCCCCUCACUUUCUGCAGCUCGUUGACAAGAGGCUUUGACGAUGCUAUCGCGGCGCUUUACAUGGUGCAGGCACUUUGGGAAAAUUGCACCUGCCGCGAGGAAAACGCACCAGCCGGAGCACAUGGACAUAUGUUCCCUGGACCUCGAAUUGGACAGUGAGAACUGAGUAUUCCUGCCUUGUUACGCCGCCAUGGACGCAUUCACAGUUUUAACCCACAUCUUUAAUAUUCACUCGUCGCUGGGCUUCAUGACCACCCGAGUAUGAGGAUGACAGCUGAUCGCCCCUCCUCUCCCUGGACUUGGAUAAAAACGCGCUCCGUCUAAAUCAGCCACCAUUCGCUGGAAGUCUUCCUCUCAGCGGUGUAACAAUAGAUGGAGCAUAGAAGGUAGUGACAUUUGGCUGAUUGGUCCCCUAACCUUUCUCUGAUCAGGGUCCAUUCACACUCCGUCAAAAGGCUUCACCGGCAUUAGGUCAUUUCACUGACGCCCUCCCCUUAAUUAGAUUUCUGCUCAUUUGGAAAGAUUAACUCAUCCAUCGGUGGAAGCGAUCUGUCCGGCCAUCUCUCCACAUGGAAAGUAAAAUUCUCCUUUUGCUCCUCUUUGAUACUUUGCGCUAAACCCAUGGCCAGCGGGGAUGAUCCUUGAGUAGCCGAUAAAAUAAUCAGCGUCGCGGUGUCAGCGAGGGCUUGAGCUGCAGGGGAUUUGUGUAGAUUAUCGCUAGAGUGCUAUUUUGUCCCCCCCGGUCACACUCUUUACAGAACUGAACAGCUUUUGAUCUAUAGCCUUUUCCCUGCUGCAAACUCCAACAAGGGAGCGUGAUUCAAAUAAUCACAAAGUAGUGGUCGGGGUGGGGUGAAGAAACCUGGUCCACAUCCACAAGCAAUGCCUACCUCAGAGGUGUUAAAAUCCCCAAAUCUGAGACGACUUUGACGCUGCUGUCACGCCGUAGAUGUGGGGGGGAUGAGACGCGCCUCAGGGCUGAAGUGAACACUCCCUGUUUACACGCAGGCUGCCUGGGAUGCCAUCGCUGUGACAAGGAGAGCAGGUCCGUCAGAGCCACAAACACAACUCUACAGUGCGUAAAACGACAGCUGUCCCGGACCCCUUUUUGACUAUCUACCGGGCGGCUCUCCGGAGGAUGUAUCAGCAGCAAGGAUGCUGCGCUUCCCCGUGAAGAAGAUCCGGAAGCAGUUCAAGCUCCUUCUGCUGCUGGUGCUGCUCACCUCAGCCGUGUGGUUCACCUAUCUGCACAUCAACCAGGGCAAGACCAUCAAACUGCACUUCAACUACGGAAAAGAUGGAGAGAGACAGACGGAGGGGACGGACGCCAGCCGAAAGAGGGAUGCUCGCUCCUCAGCUGGACACCACAAGAGUGAGGACACCAGUGACAGCAGGGAGGACGAGGCAGCAGAUGACGAGCCAAUCACUGCAGGGGCUGAUGGCAGAGACCACACCCACGUCUGGAAGUUUCUCAGCCAGCAACACAAGAAAUUACCAUGGAAACCAGAGUAUAAAGGCCAGGCCAACCUUCAUGUGUUUGAGGACUGGUGCGGCUCCUCUAUAGCCCAACUCAGAAAGAACCUGCAUUUCCCUCUCUUUCCUCAUACAAGAAUCACGGUGAAGAAGCUGGCAGUGGCUCCAAAAUGGAAGAAUUAUGGCCUGAGAAUAUUUGGCUUCCUUCAUCCUUACAGAGAUGGUGAUUUCCAAUUCUCGGUAUCGUCUGAUGAUAACUCAGAGUUCUGGCUGAGUCCUGAUGAGAGUCCUCUCAACGCCAGGCUGCUGGUUUUUGUAGGACAGCUGGGUACAGAGUGGACCGCUCCAGGAGAGUUCAGCAAGUUCAGGUCCCAGUCCUCCAAAUCUGUGCAUCUGAUGUCGUCCAGACGAUACUACUUUGAGAUUCUUCACAAGCAGGAUGACAAGGGCUCGGAUCACGUGGAGGUUGGGUGGCGUCCAUUCCUCCCUGGUCUGAAAUACGAAGUGAUAGACUCUGCCUACAUCUCCCUCUACACAGAUGAGUCCAAUCUGAAGAUGAACAGUGUGGACCACAUCCCUCAGACCUUGGCCAGUCACAUCCGUCUCCCAGAGUCCCAGCCUCAGGGGCUGGGGGGCAACAUGGAGCUGCACGGAGCCGAUAUGCUGAAGCCAGAUCCUAGGGACACUUUCUACAGCACUCCUAUGAUUGACCCCUUGCACCUGGAAAAUGUUCUCCCUGCCUGCCUCUACUCUCCAACCUACGUAGUCAAAGAUUUCCCCAUCGCUAGAUAUCAGGGGCUGCAGUUUGUCUACCUAUCUUUUGUCUACCCUAAUGACUUCACACGUCUCACCCACAUGGAGCGAGAGAACAAAUGUUUCUACAGAGAGUCACCUAUCUACUUGGAAAAGUUUGGUUUCUACAAAUAUAUGAAGAUGGAUGAGGAAGAAGAUGACAGACCGUUCUUUUUCCCCAACCCAGAUGAUUUCCUAGAGGAAGAGGAGUUGGUAGACACAGAGGAUGAGGCAGAGAUUGUUGGCACCCAGUUGCCUAAACGGCCCUCUCAUCCAAAUCAGACCAGCCAUACUUCAACCCAUCCCCAUCAAUACCAGAAAACUGGGUCUACACCAGCUGGCAGAGAAGUGAAGGAAGAAGAGGACAACCCUAAUAAAGAAGAGGAGGAAGCAGUCAACAGUGUCAUACACCGCAGAGAAAGAAGACAGUUCCCAGAAAGAGAUAGACAGAUGGGAAGGAUUCUGGAGGGAGACUGGGGAAGAGAUCAUACCCAGGGUAGUGUAAGACAGGAUACCAAGGGGGGACUUGAAGACCCCAUGGCUCUUCAGCCUGAUAUGGACAGUGUUGUGAGAGGUCGCUCUUUGUCCUGGAUACACACAGAUCCUGCAAAUCUGGACCGUAUUAAGACAGAUGGAGGAGCAGGUGGUGGAGAAGGAGCGAGAGGCGUUGAAACGCAGCAUAAACUUAGCAAGUCUUCUCUCCUUUUCCCCCAAAAGUCCUCUCUCUCUGCCCUUGCCAGCAGAGCCAGGCAGAUCCUCAGCAACUCUGCCCAUAGCAACCAGCCUCAUAAUAACAGCAACAAGCUUCCAGGGUACAAGAAGGAAAAGAGGGAGGAGAACAAGAUUUACAUCACCAGGCCUCGGCCUGCGAAGGAAAGAGAAAAGGAGAGGGAGCAGCGGCGAGAGAGGCGGGAGGAGAGGGCUUUUCGCCAUCCUCGAGAGGUUUUCCCAGGGGUCUUUUUGUACCAGACUGGGAAGACCACUAGACUGGUCAACCUUGGUGCAAAAGGACGUGGUGGAGGAGGUGUAACAGGGGUCAGGCGCCUUAUUAGUGCCCCUCAGCUCUGGCCCAACCCCCCCACAAAAGAAGGUAAGGCAGCAUCUCACAAUGGAAGCAUCAACAUACAUACUGAAACUGCACAGAAGUCUGCCAGCAAAGCAGCAGUGGCAAACCAACUAGAGAAAAAUAAAAGGAAAAGUGAGUCCCAGGACUUCAGAACUACUGUCAUGGCUGAUCUGCCCAGCAAAGGAGACCUCUUGAUCCCACCUUCCUAUCUCCAAGAUCCACCUCCUCCACUUACAACGGCAAGGUUAAACUACACAGAAAACACAAUCCACAGUCAAUUACGGGUCACUUCUUACCUCAAGACCUCUGAGAUUACAGAGUCCCAGCAGCAGCCAGACCCAGAGCCCAACCCUGCAGACCUCGAGCAAGAUACAAACCGCUCUAAUCCCGACCCCGACCCUGAUCCAGAGCCAGAACCAGAGGAGGGUGAAAUGUCAGACUACAGCUACGAGGAGGUUGAGGUUCGUCCAGGUUGGGCAGAGGAGAGUAUCAACUGGCAGAGGACGUUCUCAGUUAAUCCAAUGGACUUUGAGCUGCUGCGCUCUGACUGGAAUGACCUGCGCUGCAACGUGUCUGGCAAUCUUCAGCUGGCAGAGAGUGAAGUGGUGGACGUGCUGGCACAGUACAUGGAGAAACUCAAUGAACGCAAUGGAGGAAUCUACACCCUGCUGCGGAUCAUCAACGUUGAGAAGCGGCGGGACUCAGCUAGAGGUAACCGUUACCUGGUGGAGCUGGAGCUCAUGGAGAGAGGCCGAAGUGUGGUGCGUCUCUCAGAAUACAUUUACCUGCUCCUCCACCGCGGCAGGCAAGGAGAGGAAAGUCUAGAGAACAUGGACUCUGCCCCGGCGUCUGCACCUGCCUCGCCUCCUUCUGCGGCCACAACCAGCUUCACCACCCCAGCACCACCUCCUUCUACCAGGUCCUCUGUCCGCCCAGGAGCGACACCAUGGAGCACUGCCUAUGCUAAGCCUCUUCUCUGCCAGCCAGUCAUGCUGCAGUGGAGAAGAGACGUUAUGGUGCACUUCGUGGUGCCAGUGAAAAACCAGGCACGCUGGGUACAGCAGUUCAUCUCCGACAUGGAAAAUCUUCAUCGGCAGACAAAAGAUGACAACUUCAGCAUCAUCAUUGUCGACUUUGAGAGUGAAGACAUGGAUGUUGAGCAGGCUCUACGAGACAGCAGCGUGCCGAGAUAUGAGUACCUCAGGAGAGAAGGGAACUUUGAGCGCUCAGCCGGAUUGCAGAUCGGAGUGGACACUAUUGAGGAUAGUCACAGUAUCGUGUUUCUGUGUGAUUUGCACAUCCACUUCCCUCUCAACAUUCUGGAAAGCAUCAGGAAGCACUGCGUGGAGGGACGCCUUGCUUUUGCUCCCAUUGUCAUGAGACUCAGCUGCGGCAGCUCGCCACUGGAGCCUGAUGGCUACUGGGAGGUAAAUGGCUUUGGCUUGUUUGGAGUCUACAAGUCUGAUUUUGACAAGAUUGGAGGAAUGAACACAGAAGAAUUCAAAGACCGCUGGGGUGGCGAGGACUGGGAGCUGUUGGAUAGGGUGCUGCAAAACGGUUUGGAAGUUGAGAGACUACGUUUGAGGAACUUCUUUCACUACUACCACUCCAAAAGAGGCAUGUGGAAUGCUCAGAACAAGAAGACUCCAAAGGGAUAGCGCUAAUUUUUGAUUGAAGGAUCCUAAACCUACCUGCACAUCCACUGUGUGUGUCAGAGGAGGACCUGUAGGAGCUCACUCACUGCCUGAACUCCGCCUUUUUUUCUUUUAACCAGGCUCCUGUCAGGGACUCCUCUGUUUGGCCAUCGGGCUCUGUCGUGUGUUUGUCUGUGGGGAAAUUUAGUCAAAACCUGACAGUCGAGGGUACGCUUUUUCCACAAACAGACCUGAGUCAUCACUUUGCCUCAGUAACUGAGCUACUGCACAGAGAGAAGCGAGGUACUUUUGUUCUGCUUCUCUCUGACUGGUUUUGGUGCAAUCUUUUUCAGACAGACUGGAAAGCAGCUGUUUCUGUGUGCGUGCACGUUUGUAUGCGUGGGCCUGUAUAUAAUAAUGUGUGAGUGUGAUUGUGCUGGUGUGUGCUUAUGAAAGGAAGCACCUUUUUUCUAACAAGGAGAUGUGAAGACAACCUAAGAUUUUUAUUUCUAACAAGCUCUUACAUGGGAGCCUAAUAGAAUGUGUCUCAAAAUGUUAUUCCAAUAGAUUCAGACAUGGUGGCGUAGCUCAAGUAGAGGAACCUUUGUGUUUGAUAAAGCAGUAUUUCUAAAUACAUCAGCCUGUUGGAUAUCAUUAACCAGAAAUAAUGAGGUGAUGAACUUCUUACAGCUGAUAAUAUAAACCACGGAAAGCUUUCUAACUGACAAAGCCCUUUUCCAAACAAAUCCUGGCAGAUAUGUCAUCUUUAAAUCUCUUUCUGUCCCUUUCUCACAGUCUAUAUCUCUUCUGCACUCCAUUUAUUUUCUCUAUCCUUUCUAGUGUCGUCCUGAUUUUUUGUUUUAUCUAGUGAAAUAUUGCUUUGUUGUGUCAGUUUAUCAAACAAUGUUCACAUUAGAGCUAGCUUUCAAUAAGAACUUGAUUUAGUUUUAUUAACUUUAUUUUGCUGUUAGUUAUUUAAAGUUGGUUUGGAUUUAUUCUAAUUGAGUGACGAUGCAGUAAUAUCUGGGAUGCUUUUUAUUCUUCA
Melanotaenia boesemani (Boeseman's rainbowfish) is the source of this 6143-nucleotide messenger RNA. RefSeq names its product beta-1,4-N-acetyl-galactosaminyl transferase 4a (gene b4galnt4a). Gene Ontology annotation, molecular function: acetylgalactosaminyltransferase activity. NCBI's taxonomy places the organism in Eukaryota, Metazoa, Chordata, Actinopteri, Atheriniformes, Melanotaeniidae. The transcript is spliced from 21 exons. The record is from RefSeq and is a predicted model, not a curated record. The coding region runs from base 1289 to 5122 and encodes 1277 amino acids. Gene Ontology annotation, cellular component: Golgi cisterna membrane.